CAAAAACAUUUCAGGGCCUUUUGAGGAACAUCAUUAACCAUGUGGACCGUGGCUCUCAUUCUUUGUUUGGGAAAUAUUCUCAUCAGAGGCGAGGGCAGUGAUCAGCAUUCAGGAUCAUUCCCUGUAAUUGAACUCUCUGGAACGGCCUCCCCUGGUCUUUUAAUACUGGAAAAACAGAAAUCCAACAGCUCAAUCCAUCCACCCCAUGUAGCAGGACCAAAAACACCACACCCUCCUAUGUGCUUGGAGUCAGCUGGAAUCAGAGACGCCUUCAAAUAUGUCAAUACUGCGGUCUCUGUUGUUGUGUUUGUUGUUGGAAUAGUGGGAAAUUCAGCCUUACUGAAAAUCAUAUAUGUAAACAAAUGCAUGAGAAGCGGACCAAACAUUGUCAUUGCAAGUCUUGCUUUGGGGGAUCUAAUCCACAUUGUGAUAGACAUUCCAAUCAACGCCUACAGACUCAUUGCAGAAGAUUGGCCGUUCGGUUUGGUGUUGUGCAAACUCGUCCCUUUCAUACAGAAAACCACUGUUGGAAUUACUGUGUUGAGCUUAUGUGCUUUGAGUGUUGACAGAUACCGAGCCGUAGUAUCCUGGAAUCGGAUCAAAAGCAUUGGGGUUUCACUGUGGACAGCAAUCGAAAUAACUCUGAUAUGGGUUAUUUCUAUCCUGCUGGCUGUGCCUGAAGUUGUCGGCUUUGAUAUGAUAACAAUGGACUAUAAAGACAAGCAUCUGAGAAUAUGUCUGCUUCAUCCCAUGCAAACCACACAGAUCAUGCAGUUUUAUAAAUCAGUUAAGGACUGGUGGCUCUUUGGCUUUUACUUUUGCAUGCCACUGGCUUGGACCGCCGUCUUCUACACGCUCAUGACCAGGAAAAUGCUGAGGAAUACUGAGAAUACAUUAAGCGACCAUGCCAAGCAGAGACGAGAAGUCGCAAAAACUGUCUUCUGCCUGGUGAUCGUGUUUGCACUUUGUUGGUUACCUCUAUACCUAAGCAGAAUCUUGAAAUUAACCAUAUACGAUGAGAAAGAUCCUAAUAGAUGUCAGCUUCUGAGUGUCUUUCUUGUCCUGGAUUAUUUUGGCAUUAAUAUGGCAUCCCUCAACUCGUGCAUCAACCCUAUUGCAUUGUACAUAGUCAGCAAAAAAUUUAAAAGAUGUUUCAUGGCAUGUCUGUGCAGUUGGUGUCAACCUCUUCAAGCUGUUGCCCAUGACGAGGUGCAGUCUGUUUUGAAGUCCAGAACGCAGGAUCAAGCCUCAGAGCAGAGCGGCAACAUCAAAGCUCACAAGCAGACUUCCACACCUCUACCUGAGCAAGAAAAAACCUUACUGGUUUAACAAAACCCACGUGGCAGGGUGCAAAUACUUCAGUGUUUCUUUUUAAAAUAUACAUAUGGCUACCAAAGGGACUCUAUCGGUUGCUCAGCAACCUUGACAUGCCAUCAUAAUAAUGUAAAAUACCUUGUGAAUAACAUGCAGCACUGCCUUUUGUACUGCUGUCAUCAGUUGAACAUCUGCUUUGGUAUGAGCAACCUGGAGUCAGACUGUUCAGACUAUUUGCCCCUGGGGCUUGACUCACUCCCAACCAUUACAUCAGAUUUUACCUAGUACCUAUCCUGUAUCAUGCAUCAUAGUUCUCAAAUCACUGUUUUCGGCACAAUGUUAACUUGGCACCCAUCAACAGAAAUCUUGUCACGGCUUACCAACUGCAUAUAUAUUAUUUUGAUUCUGUUUCUGGAUUCUGGAAAGACACUGUGCCGUAGGAAAUCGAGCAAAUGGGAAUUCAAAAUUUUUACGGUGGGUUUUAUGGGGUACGGUGUAUUACUAGCACAUAAAUGUGUGUUUUUCGUCUCUGUUAAGUUUCCCAUACACAGCAGCCUAAGUUUUAAUAGCAUCCCUUUCAUUCUUGAACCUUGAGAAACAUAUCAAAUUGGUGCCACAAGUAGAUUCUGUCUCCGCCACUGAAUGACUGAUUGAUGGUGGCCUAUUUUUAAUGCAUUGUUAAAUGUGUAAUGCAUGGAGACACUUUAUAAAAGACCUGAGAGUGGGGAAGAAGGAAAACGAAGAUGACAGAAUGAGGUCAGGAGGAGAGAGGGAUGGGGUUGGGGUGGGGGGGCUGGGUAGAGAUGAGCACCUGAUAGGUCUUCCUGUCACAGGACAAGGCAAGCACAAAUAGAGGGUUGUUCUUCCAGCUAAUGCUGUAUCAGUCGGCAAAACUGUCUUGAUGCUGUAGCGCUGGAAUGCCUAUUAAAAGUUUAUCUUGUCUAAGUAAAGAGCACAACUGUUUAUAGAUUUAGUAGUUUGGAUAAAAGCGUGUGUAUGUUUGUGGUGCUUAUAGUAGAAGAGAUGUGGAAUAAGGACAUGACAUUUUGAUCAUUUCUAAAGCUAAUUAAGCUUUCCAGUAAACACAUGUUCAUAUAAAAUGGCUUAUUUUAACCUUAGAUAAUUGGCACCCUACUUUUUUGACACCCCAUUCUAAUUUUUUCAAUUAAGGAAUCUGAUAACAAUCCAGUUAAACUGUAAUUUGAAAUGAAAACAUUUGUAUUAAAAUGCCCACUUUGUUUUAUGUCAUGACUUUUUCAUAUCGGUGCCAUUGUACGAAGCGUUUCUCGCUCUAAGAGCUCUUGGCACUUCAAAUAGAGAGCACAAGGAGAUGCUGGUUCCACAUCGCAUCGCAUCAAACCAGCAGGCUGCCAUCUUUAUGUACCCAAUUGAUUAUCCUUGCUUUCCUCGACACAUAAACACUACAUUGGGCAAACUACAGUUAGAGUCAGGUUGUCAUGUUAUUAUGACGGAUUAGCAAGAAUUGAUGUAAUCCUUUCAAAUUUUAGCGUGUGGAUACAUCGUAGUCCUCAAAAGUGUCGUUUUUUCAUAAAUCAUUUAAAUGUCAUUUUACUGUAAAGAAAAAUUUAAUACUAAAAAUGUGUUUAUGAUUAGCGAUGCCAAAAAUAUGUUUCAAGAGAACAGAGAAAGUAACAUGCGUCCUAUCCAGCCCACACAGUUAUAUUGCCUGCUGUGCCACACACUCGUGCACCUCUCUCUGUUCUGACAUAAGAGAGAAAGUGUCUCUGUGUCUCUGAUGCUUUGACUGUUGGAUACAACAGUGUGGGAUAUGCUCAUUUACACUGAAGCCCGUUUUUUCACUGUUUUUGAUCUACAGUGGCACAACAUGGUCCAUGUAUUUUUCGCGUUUAUCCAUUUGAAUGUGUAUUUUGUAAUUCUCCUAUUUCUUCUUAUUUUGUGUUUUAAGACUCUCCUUUAAAUUUCAUACUGCAUUUUUAUUCCACUUUGGAUGUCAUUAGUUUUUAAUCGUACUGUUAACUGGAAAUCAAAUGUUUACAUCCUGCGGCAGCACACUUUAUCAGAUUCUUCUGUCACUGCGCAAAUUUAUGUCAAAUACUGUCAAAUGCUUCAGUCUCCUUUCUUUAUGUAAAUGCCAGCAGAUAAGCAACAAAUGGUGCUAUCGUAUCCCCAGCAGUAAAAGCUCACAACUGCGUGAUGACCCUGAAACAAUAAUGCUCUGGUAUCCAGAGAAGGGUGACGUCAGUGUCAACAUCAGUGAGAGUGCGGGUGGAUGAGACCUUCUUUAGUAAUCUCUGUACACACAAGGCUCAGAUAGGGCUCCCCACGGUGCUGCCCAGACUCCCCAGACUGUGGAUUUAAUUAAACAGUGUGAAAUUAAUUAAUCAGUGGGGUGGCAGGUAAAAGGACUCCUCACUGGAACUGCUCACACAACCAAGACAAGCAUUUCAUGUGCGCUGACAGUUAUUAAUUUGCUGUAUGUUUUAUUAUAGUGUUUCUAUAUAGAGAUGCUGAAAUUUUGGGAGAUUAAAAAGCUUGGCAUGGGAAAAAAGUCAUGCAAAUUAUCAAAAUAACAGCUCCCGAAAAUCAAAGUGUAAACCUGUGUUUGAUCUGUUCUAUCAAUUAAUUA
Molecule: messenger RNA, 3922 nt
Organism: Micropterus salmoides (largemouth bass)
Lineage: Eukaryota; Metazoa; Chordata; Actinopteri; Centrarchiformes; Centrarchidae
Gene: ednrbb
Product: endothelin receptor type Bb
Exons: 7
Coding region: 40-1329 (429 amino acids)
Biological process (GO): regulation of blood pressure; G protein-coupled receptor signaling pathway; enteric nervous system development
Cellular component (GO): membrane
Molecular function (GO): endothelin receptor activity
Source: RefSeq, a predicted model, not a curated record